AUGCACAAUGGCGACUGGAUGACUCGCGAUCGUAUGACAUGGACAUAUUCGGAACGCAUUUUUGAGCGAAAGCAGUUUAGGCGAAUAACCUUAGCGAAAGGCCCAUUAGGUAUUGGAGGCUUAUCUGCGGCGGUCGCCCUUGCGAGUCGAGGGCAUAGUGUGCUGGUGCUGGAAUCAACUUCUCAGCUUCUCCACGUCGGAGCAGGCGUCGCGUUGCCGCCAACGACGAGACGCUGGUAUGAAUUGGAAGGAGUGCUUCGACUUGAGGAUUCAGCAUGUGUACCGUUGGAUGGAAUCGAACUCACGCAAUGGGAUACAGGCGACUUGGUUACUCGAACAGCUGCCAACCCGGUAGGAAAGCAGAAUGCGAUACAUCAUGGAGAUCUUCAGCUGGCACUUCUGGAUCGAUGCCGACAACUGGAGAAUAUCAAAAUCAGGCUGGGAGCACGCGUGACAGAUGUGGAUAUCGAAGAAAAUGCGGUCCUUCUUGCCACGGGAGAGCGCGUCGUGGGAGAUGUGAUCGUAGCGGCGGACGGAAUCAAGUCUACGCUGAAAGCGAAAGUAUGCCCGCCAGAGGCAGCCAAAGCUCAGCCUACUGGCGAAGCCGCGUAUCGAUUUACCCUUUCUCGAGACCUGCUCGAUUCGGACGAAGAAUUACGGAAGUUGGUUGAACGAUCCUGGGCGACGCGAUGGGACGGACCUUCGCGACACGUCGUUGCGUAUCCCGUGCGAGAUCACCAGCUGCUCAACGUCGUUCUCAUCCAUCCAGACGACGGACAAGCCGAAGAAUCAUGGACAUCCGUGGCCGAGAAGAGUAACGUAAUUUCGGACUUUCAGGGCUGGAAUCCAACACUUCGCAAGCUGAUCGACCUGGCACCGGCUGCGGUGCCAAAUUUCCGCAUGUUCUUAUAUCCCCCGUCACCGGUAUGGGUGAAGGGCUCCACGGUUCUACUUGGAGACGCAUGUCAUGCCAUGCUCCCGUAUUUAGGUCAAGGAGUGGCCCAGUCCGUGGAAGAUGCCACGGCCAUUGCUACCGUGCUCUCAAUGAUUGAGAGUCAGGCGCAGCUGCCACUGGCCCUACGUGCAUACGAGCAGUCUCGAAAAGAACGCGUGGAGCCGAUCCAAGCGGCAACCUACAAGGCAAGGGAGCAACUACAUCUUAAAGACAAGGAAGCCCAGGAAGCUCGAGACCGGGAAAGAAAAGCAGCCUCGGAAAGUAAUCAAAACAGUGAUGUGGUGAAGAUGCAGCACUCAUUUUGGGUGUGGGAUGCUGCAAAAGUGGCGCAGAAUGUUCAUGUUCGCUCGGAAUAUUCGCUGGAUGACAUGAAUGCUCUUAAACUGUUUCUGGAUACUGCCAAUUCGCUGGAGCUGGAAAGUCUAGCCCUUCGUCUUAAGCCAUAUCGAAUCCAACCAUUGCAAGUUCAAAGACCUGAUGGGGCGGUGUCGAUACCGAUGUUGGUCCUCGAUGGACGAGCUCCGACUCAAACAAUUGGAUUGCCUCCAAGUGAUCAAAUCCCUCCAUCUUUGUGCCUCAAUACCAAUACAGUGACUCCUCCGGGGGAAGCAUAUUUCGAUUUUGGGAUGACGUCUCCAAGCGAAAUAGUCGAGCUUGAGCCCGUUCCUCAAGGCCUCUUCGACUUCGCGGAUGUCAGUGAUCAUCUCAUGGACUCCAAUGUUCUCUUCAGCCAAAAUCAGUCAGGGCUUCCAGAUACAAUAUUGGAAGAUCUGAACACAGAUGACAUCACAGACAUUUGGUCAUCUCCUACGUACAAUUCAAAUCCAUUAGCGACACUACCAACGCCACCCCAGUCAGACUUCGACGCAAAAGAGAACAACAGUAGCUUCGAUGUACUUCAAUUUGAGCCAGGAAUGGAACAUCGGAAUUCUCCACACAGCACAGUACAAGUUGAAUGCGACCUCAGUCAAUAUGAUGAGGACUUCAAGCCAAUUUCCUCGCUCGUGUGGGCAAAAAACCUUCCUCGGCGCAUUGCGGCGCUUAGUGCGCAGAGUGGGACAUCCGCUGCUUCAAGGAGCAAUUCACACAAAGCAGCUCUUAUGUUUCGUUGUUGCAUUAGGAAGGACUACUUUGAUUUCCUCACGACCAAUGUCUCGGCCUGGAUCAAAGACGGUCUUUGGAUGCCGUCCACGUCCACCGGUCUCCACCGAAACAACUCGAGCUAUCAAUUUCUUGAGAACAUCUACUCUUGCGUCUCUCAACUGGACACUCGCAUCGAAUAUGAUCAAAUUAGAAAGCGAAUUGCACUUGUUCUUUUACAUACCCAAUAUCUGGCAAGCUAUCGAGAUUGGAAGUCCCAAGAAGAGAGCAAACGCCGAUGUCUCAUGGGCGUCGGGCGGGGGGAUCGGACACUCAUGAUCGACAGCAUCCUGGAGCAGACGACUCCCAAUUGGAAACAGCUCGAUACGAAGAAAAGAGCUCAGUUGCGAGCCCUGUUUCACGAGCGGAAACGAUACGGGAAGCGGUGGUCGGUGUUCCAAUCCGAGCUGGGUCCUAGUAUUUUGCUGCUUUGCUCUCCACAGCUGGCAAAUAUGGUGAGCAAUACCAAAGUUACGAUGGCUGUUCUCAAGGGGAUUUCGCGGUCCAUCAAAUCAUGUGAUUACAUCAUGAGUGCCUUGAAGAUAAUGGACUCUCUGGCACAAAGUCUCAUUGAAAACGAUGGGUAUCAUGAUCAUGAAGGGGAUCAGAUUCUACAGCAGUUCAAGGCCGUGAGAGCUAGAAUGCCAAAGGCAGAGGCCGAAGAAUUCGAUUGA
This is a messenger RNA of Aspergillus affinis, 2769 nucleotides long. RefSeq names its product FAD-dependent oxidoreductase. The transcript has 10 exons. Lineage: Eukaryota; Fungi; Ascomycota; Eurotiomycetes; Eurotiales; Aspergillaceae. Bases 1 to 2769 code for a protein of 922 amino acids. Gene Ontology annotation, molecular function: FAD binding; monooxygenase activity. Gene Ontology annotation, biological process: secondary metabolite biosynthetic process. The record is from RefSeq and is a predicted model, not a curated record.